AAAAAUGGAGUUCACUCUCCAAUCUCAGAUCAGCAAUUGAAAUUCUAUCUCCUCUUCUUCUCCAUUUCACAUCCAAAUUCCAUAAAUUUCCACAAUUCAACCCCAAUUAGGAGUUUCAAUGUCUUUAUAAUUCUCGCAAUUUAUGGUUUUUCUCUUUCCUCGAACUUUCACUCUGUAAAAACUUCCGAAAUCAUGAGAGUUCCGUCGGAAAAUCAAUCGGCGGCAAUGGCGUCGGGAGCGGGGUUUCGGGAAGCCGAAUCACUGUUUCGCGCAAAACCAGUUUCGGAUCUCCGAAACGUGGAGUUGAACACCCGGAAACAGAUCGAAGACAAGAAAGAAGAGCUUCGUCAGCUGAUCGGGAAUCGUUACAGAGAUCUGAUCGACUCGGCCGAUUCAAUCUUGUUGAUGAAAUCUUCUUGUGAGUCAAUCUCUUCCAACAUUACUUCGAUCUCUGAUUCUAUUUAUUCUCUCUCCUCUGCCGUGAGUCCUAAGUUUUCGUCUAACCCUAACCUUAAUCGAACUAAAAUCUAUGGCAUUGCUAGUAGGGUUAAGUAUUUGGUUGACACACCCGAGAAUAUUUGGGGGUGUUUGGAUGAAUUCAUGUUUUUGGAGGCUAGUGCUAGAUAUAUUAGGGCCAAAUUGGUGUAUCAAGGGUUAAAUUUGGUUGGGCAUGAUGGGGGUAUGAUUUUGAAAAAGAAUUUCCCUUUGUUGAAUCAUCAAUGGCAAAUUGUUGAGAGUUUUAAGGGUCAGAUUUCACAGCGAAGUCGAGAGAGGUUGUUAGUGAUGUUGGAUAAGGAAGAGAGUGAUGUUUGGAAGCUCCCGAUUGGGGCAUUUGCUGAUGCUCUUGCUGGUGUGGCUAUUAUCGAUGAAUUGGAUCCUAAGCAGGCUUUUGGGUUGUUUUUGGACUCGAGGAAGUCGUGGAUUUUGCAAAAGUUGAGUAAUGUCGAUGGUAAUGCUGUGGUUUCUGUGCUUUGUGAGGUGACGAGGAUAAUUCAGGUUACAAUAGGUCAUGUAGGGGAGAUGUUUUUGCAAGUUUUGAAUGAUAUGCCCUUGUUUUAUAAGGUGAUUUUGGAAUCGCCUCCUGCUGCACAGUUAUUUGGUGGUAUACUUACUCCGGAUGAAGAGGUAAGAUUGUGGUAUGAGUUUAGAGAUAGGUUGGAAUCGAUUAUGGUGGUGCUUGAUCGAGAUUUUAUUGCAAAAUCAUGUUCUUGCUGGCUGAGGGAAUGUGGGAGAGAGAUUGUGAGAAAGAUUGAUGGGAGGUGUCUCAUUGAUGCGAUCCCAAAUGGUGCAGAGCUCGCAUCAGCUGAAAAGCUCAUACGGGAGACUAUGGACAGUAAAGAUGUUUUUGAAGGAAGCUUGGAUUGGUUGAAGAGUGUAUUUGGUUCUGAUAUUGAGCUUCCUUGGAGUAGGACUAGGGAACUUGUUUUGGAGGAGAGUGUGGACCUUUGGAAUGAGAUAUUUGAGGAUGCUUUUGUAUCGAGAAUGAAAGUGGUAAUUGACUCAGGAUUCGAUGAUUUGACUAGGGCUGUAAAUGUUUCAGAGUCUGUUCAUGUGGCUGGAAGCAAUUUUGAUGAGAAAAGUAAUUUCGAAGCAUAUUUAAACAGAUCCUCCGCUGAUGGAGGGGUGUGGUUUGUUGAGCCAAAUGCUAAAAAGGGUGGCGUCGUCCCUAGCUUAAAGGCCUUACGUGAGGAAUUUGACUUUGGUAGUUGUCUGAGUGCAUAUUUUGGGCCAGAAGCUAGCCAAAUCAGGGAUGCAGUUGAUAAUUGCUGCCAUAAUGUGCUGGAGGACUUGCUUUACUUUUUAGAAUCUCCAAAUGCGCCUUUGAGGUUGAAAGACCUGGCACCAUAUUUGCAGAACCGAUGUUAUGAAAGCAUAUCCACUAUUCUGAUAGAUUUGACGAAUGAACUUGACAAAUUACGUGCUACCCUCGACAAUGUAAACAAGGGAGGCAAGUUUCCGCCACCAGGUGCAAUUAUCGAGAGAUCUCUUUUUAUCGGAAGGCUGUUGUUUGCUUUCAGAAAUCACUCAAAGCACAUCCCGGUGGUGUUAGGUUCACCAAGAGUCUGGGCUAAUGAAACUGUAACUUCAAAUUCAGAGACAAUGCCUUCUUUUUCACGGUACUCUAGGUUUUCUUUGGACUCUUCAACACAUGGUAGCCCAAAGCCAUUGUUCAAUAACUCUAAAAAACAAAUGUCACUUGCUGCUUCUGCUUUAUUUGGAUCAAAUGACAGUAGAAGCCCAAAACUUGAAGAACUCACAAGCAGUAUGAGAGACCUCUCCAUCGCCGCUCAUGGUUUGUGGAUCUCAUGGGUAUCUGAGGAGCUUGCAAAUAUUCUCUCGAAGGACAUCAGAGUAGAUGAUGCUUUAUCAGCUACAAAUUCUUUGCAAGGCUGGGAGGAGAUAGUAGUUAAUCAAGACCAAUCAAGUGAAAGCGAGUCAGAAAUGAAAAUAUUGCUUCCAGCCAUGCCUUCUUUGUAUAUAUGUUCAUUUUUAUUCAGAGCAUGUGAAGAAGUUCAUCGCAUUGGAGGCCAUGUUCUGGAUAAGACUAUUAUGCAGCGAUUUGCAAAGAGGCUGCUGGAAAAGGUUAUUGGAACUUAUGGCGACCUUGUGGCUAAUGGAAUGCAAAUGUCAGAGAAAGGAGUUCUUCAAGUUCUCUUAGACUUGAGAUUUGCUUCUGACGUUCUUUCUGGAUAUGAUUCCACUUUGAAUGAUGGAUUGUUAAAAAGUCCAUCUACGAAAUAUAGUUACAAGAGGAAGCAAGAUAGGAGCACAUCCAAGUCAGCUACUAGAGAACUUGUUGAUGAGCUAAUAAACCGCUUUUCACAGAAGCUGGAUCCAAUUGAUUGGCAAACGUUUGAGCCGUACCUUUGGGAAAAUGAGAGACAGUCUUAUUUAAGACACGCAGUCCUCUUUGGUUUCUUUGUUCAACUCAAUCGCUUGUAUACAGAUACGGUUCAGAAACUCCCUACCAAUUCAGAGUCGAAUAUAAUGAGAUGCUCCACUGUUCCUCGAUUCAAAUACCUUCCUGUCAGCGCGCCUGCUUUGUCUUCUAGGGCUGUUGCUAAGUCACCGAUUCGGACUACUUCUGAUGAUGUAUCGUCAAGAAGUGUGUGGAAAGAUCUUACAAAUGGCGAGUUCUCCCAGAAGGUUCAUUUGGAUGACAACUCAAGCUUUGGAGUGGCAGCCCCAUUUUUGAAGUCUGUCAUGUCGCAGGUUGGCACUAGAUUUGGAGAGGGGACGUUUAAACUGGGUUCAAUGCUAACGGAUGCACGCUUCAAGGAUAAGUCGGCUGCUUCCAUGUCAUUUGGUGAUAUUUUACCAGUCCAAGCUGCAGGUCUCCUCUCGUCAUUUACAACCACCAGAUCUGAUUCUUAAAUGAUAUCGGAAUCAUGAGGGCUUUUACUCUUACCAAAAGGGGUGCAUUUCUUCACCUGAGAGAAAAUAAUCUCUAAUCUUAAGCAACGUGUUUCGUCACUGGUAUUCAAGUUAGUCCCAUUUUGCAAGUGACAGUAUAUGAAGUAUGAUCAUAUGUAGAUAAAUUCCAUCAAAUAUUUGAAACGAAGAAUUAUUUUGGACACUCAAUGGUCAUCAGCAAUGUACGAGUAACUAUGCUGUUUGGUUGUAUGCUGUAUAUUCAAAUGAGAAAGUGGAUCAUACCAUUGCAUUGCUCAAUGUUGUCAAGCUAGUCUAUGAAAUCAACAGCAAAGUUCUGGUGAGUUCGAUAACUCUGUUGAAGUUGGUUCCCGUUUCAUUUUAUUUGGAUGUAUUCGCUGUGUCAUUUCAGUAAGGUCAGGACCUGCAUUUGAUUUUCAAUGCCGGGAUCCAAGUCAAAGCCCUGAUGAUAAUGUUGUUGGUGUUCUCCCUUCCCUCUAUGAACCGGUAUUUUACUAGCCUAUUAAGGUGGCGAGUUGUGAAGGCAACCUUUGUAUACCAAAAGAGGAAUGUAGUCUGCUGUAAUGUUAUGUUGUAGAUUUUAGAAAAUUUUAGUGUCAAUGUGGCGGGAGCAGUUUUGGAUUAUAGUCAAAUGUUUGUACAUUGAACAUUUGUUAAAGAUACGUGUUGAUAAGCAUAAAAGUCAAAAUAAUUCAUGUACGAAGUAUUAUGAAA
This is a messenger RNA of Spinacia oleracea (spinach), 4107 nucleotides long. Its product is annotated as conserved oligomeric Golgi complex subunit 1. Gene Ontology annotation, biological process: intra-Golgi vesicle-mediated transport. The coding region runs from base 193 to 3375 and encodes 1060 amino acids. The transcript has 6 exons. NCBI's taxonomy places the organism in Eukaryota, Viridiplantae, Streptophyta, Magnoliopsida, Caryophyllales, Amaranthaceae. Gene Ontology annotation, cellular component: COG complex; Golgi apparatus. The record is from RefSeq and is a predicted model, not a curated record.